AUGCAGUCCGCUGUUGGUAACCUGACCCCGUCAGGCCUCAGCUACCGGAAGCACGUCAAGGGCCAUAUCGUGGUCUUUCCGAACAAGGUCGAGGACCUCGUUGCCACAUCAGUUCAGAUCUCAUCCAUGACUUUGAGGCGAGCUAUCGAGGGAAAUAUUUUGACGUGCAGUUACUCGAGAAGCGAGAACGGAGAGGAAAGAUUGAGUAUUGUGUUGAGUGGAAGGGUCAUCCAGAGGCUGAGAAUCAACGACGUGGCAGCACAGGACGGGUCGAUUAUUUUUAAUCUUUGUGUCGGGGCGGCGAUGGCGUAG
Molecule: messenger RNA, 312 nt
Organism: Penicillium waksmanii
Lineage: Eukaryota; Fungi; Ascomycota; Eurotiomycetes; Eurotiales; Aspergillaceae
Exons: 1
Coding region: 1-312 (103 amino acids)
Source: RefSeq, a predicted model, not a curated record